UUGAUAGGUUGGGUGAGAGAGUGACAUUUGGUGGACCUCCCCUCACAUUGAUUGGCAAAGGAGACAAAGGAAGUCUCCUCACCCCUCUCUACCCCAUUAUUUCGACCACCACAUUCAAGGAAGAGAGGAAAACCUCUGCAAAAUCAUCAUCCUCCAUUGUUGAAGCAAGCAAACCAAGGAAGCUCCAAGGAAGAAGAAAAGCUUGGAAAAGAAGAGAAAAACUUAGUAAAAUCAAGGAAUUUUACCAAGGUAUUCUAGACUUCUCAAGGAAUCUAGGAGUGGCCGCAAAAGUCGCCGGAGCCGCCGGAGUUUUCGCCGGAAAAUCCAAAAGUCGCCGGAGUUCGAACAAAGAAGAUAAAAGCUUGCUAGCGUCAUUUCAAGGACCAGGAGGAGUCCUCUACACUCAAACGUUAACAAGGGCCCGUGUAGUCCUUGAGGUGUGUUAACCUCCAACAAAUUACACAUAGGAUGAGGGUGUAUGCGUACUCCUCAAGGCAGGGUUAGCCCCAGGAAUGUAAACUAUGAUCGUAAGGACGGAUAGUCCUCGAGGUAGGUGAACCUCAAGGUAAUGAUUUUAAAUGAUUAAACGUGCUUGAUCGGGAACGAGUUUCCGAUAGGAUAUUUCCUUGGUCUAGGAAUUGAUUUAAACCAUGUCUGUGAUAUGGGAGUCCGAAGGGCCCCCACAGCAAUUAUAUUUUGAUAUCGGGUGAGUCAGCCUGCGGGUGACUCCACUCGAGGGUAAGACAUGGGAAAGGUGAAUUUAAUGAGGCUGUUACGCCUAAAUGAUUUGAAAGACAAAUGGGCCCACGGGCCAGAUAUUUUACUCAUAUGUAUAUAUGUAUACAUUUUGUUUUGAAAAGGGUAGCUAAGAGUUAUGCCCAUAAUUAUACUAUCACUCUAUUUUGAGGGUCUCACGUGAGAAACGUUAGUUACAUUACAUACAGUUUGCCCUCACCAGUACUUUUCUGUAGUACUGAUCCCUCGGGGGAACCACCCUUUCAGGUUGAAGCUAGAGCUUACUUCCUGCACCCGUUGCUCGGGAGAUCGAUGGAGAGAAGACGUGGUUCGUGCUUCCUCUCGUUCUAUUUUUAAAUAGUUAAAAAAUGCUCAUGGAACUAUUUUGACUUAUAAAUUAAUGGAGCCUGCGAGCUCUUGUUUUAUCCUUGUGUGGGUUCUUAUUAAACACUUAUAUUCCGCUAUGUGUUUGAUUGUAUGUUGAUGUUGUUAUGUAUGUUUACUAAUCGGUUUUGGCAUAUGUAUCUAUCGGACGUCUUGUGCAAUUCGGUAAGGAUGAACUGCGGUUAUUCUUAUUGGGUUGUACGACGGUUGUCCACGUGGAACAGACGCGGUCUGGGGCGUGACAGAUGUGGUGGCUAUGAGGAUGGACGAGAGAUGGAUGGUUGAGAACGCCCUAUGUUUUGAUGGUUUUCGAAUAGGAAUGAACGACGUUUGAGGAGGCUCAAUCGAGGUGUUGUGGGUGCUCUGUUUUGCAUUUUAGGAAUAAAACUUUAGAGUGCAAAUGUUUGUGUUGUUGGAGUAUGUUAGUAGCUCCAUUGGUGUAGUAUUUGCAGGGUGGAUAAAAGAUCUAAUGGCAAUUGUGGUAGUGACUCGGCAGAAGAGAAUUCAAGGGGCAAUGUUGAAGAUGAAGGAAAAAGAUGAAGUGCUAACGGUCCGUCCCCCUCCGGAACCACCGUCAAGAAGAGGGUUCCUACUGAAGAAGACAAUCUUUGCGUUAUAUUUUAUUGCUGUUUUGCAUUUUAAUUUCCACGUGGUGGUGAUUGUUGUUUUUUUAUUUUAUUUUAUUUACUGCUGUAAGACUUAUGCACUUGGAUUGGGGGAUGAGAGGUCUGUGGUAACCGUCGCUGGUUUGAUUAUGCCCAAGUUAGGAUCAACGAGUUAUAUUGCUUUGUCAAAGGUGAUUAGAUUUGAGUCUGGUCCAAUGACGGAUGGUUACAUGUUAUUCUUUUGUUAUUUCAAAAUUCAAACCCUAUCUGAUUGCUAUUUUAUAAAAAAAGGUAUAUGAAAAUUUUGCGC
Messenger RNA from Cuscuta epithymum, 2034 nucleotides. Lineage: Eukaryota; Viridiplantae; Streptophyta; Magnoliopsida; Solanales; Convolvulaceae. The record is from the annotation of a GenBank genome assembly.